This is a messenger RNA of Merops nubicus (carmine bee-eater), 1382 nucleotides long. It is a transcript of the gene HACD2, whose product is annotated as protein tyrosine phosphatase-like (proline instead of catalytic arginine), member b. The annotation marks the transcript as partial. The record is from RefSeq and is a predicted model, not a curated record. Gene Ontology annotation, molecular function: 3-hydroxyacyl-CoA dehydratase activity. The transcript has 7 exons. Lineage: Eukaryota; Metazoa; Chordata; Aves; Coraciiformes; Meropidae. Gene Ontology annotation, cellular component: endoplasmic reticulum membrane. Gene Ontology annotation, biological process: fatty acid elongation; sphingolipid biosynthetic process; very long-chain fatty acid biosynthetic process.
UCACAGAGGGUGAAGAACUAUUUAAGAAUCACAGAUGCAGGACAGAGGAACGAAAAGCUUCAACACAAACCAGGUGCAGCUUUUAAUUUUGUACAGAUUAAUACCUGGAUCUGUAUUAGCUCCUCUCUGAAGGACAGUCAGUGGAAUGGAAGAUGGCUUGUUAUUGCAGUUGGUCUGGUUCGAGCAUACCUGGCUAAAGGUAGCUACCAUAGCCUUUACUAUUCAAUAGAAAAGCCCCUGAAAUUCUUCCAAACUGGAGCUUUGCUUGAGAUACUGCACUGUGCAUUUGGCAUUGUUCCUUCUUCUGUUGUUCUGACCGCUUUCCAAGUGAUGUCAAGGGUUUUCCUGACUUGGGCAGUAACACACAGUGUAAAAGAGGUACAAACUGAAGAUAGUGUCCUGUUGUUUGUGGUGGCCUGGACAAUCACUGAGAUAAUCCGUUAUUCUUUUUAUACAUUUAGCUUGUUAAACCAUCUCCCUUACCUCAUCAAAUGGGCCAGGUACACUUUGUUUAUAGUAUUGUAUCCAAUGGGAGUCUCAGGUGAAUUGCUCACAAUAUAUGCUGCAUUACCUUUCGUCAGGCAGUCUGGCUUGUAUUCCAUUAGUUUACCUAACAAGUACAAUUUUUCUUUUGACUACUACACAUUCCUGAUCCUGGUUAUGAUCUCUUACAUUCCAAUCUUCCCUCAGCUGUAUUUUCACAUGCUACAUCAGAGGCGAAAGGUACUUUCCCACACUGAAGAACACAAGAAGUCGGAGUAAUUCCAACUUUUUCAGAACUUUUCAAACAUCAAAAUGCUGCAGAUUUUCAACACCCAGCACAUUUAUAAAGAAUAUACCAAGAUAAAAUAAGUCAGUGGUAAAAAACCCAAUAAUUUAGGAAGAAUAACCAGUAAAACUGAUUUCACUGAAAUUCCACAACGUAAAACGUUGAAAUAACUUACAGCUUGCAGUGCUUCAGAAAACUUUUAAACUUUAUAUGGCUUGGCAGUUAGCCUUUCCCUUAAAUGAUGUGCUAAAUGGUUUUAAUUUAUUACUAAAUGCCUGAAGGUUGCAGUAUGAGUGAUGAAGUUGUACCCACUAAAUGUUUGUAUUGGGAUUGUAUUACUGAUACCUCUUUCUUUUUAAAAUGCUUGACUGCAUGCCAGAAACUGUAUCUGUUGCUGUGAAAGCCAAUAAUAUGCUCUGGAAUAGAGUAGGAUUUUGUCAGACUCCAGUGGAGAAUGUUACCCGGGCAGUGUGUUUGAAUUUAGAAAGGAAGGUUACAUAUCUAAAAGGUGACGGGAACAAGAACAGGAAACAAAUGAUGGGAAAUGAGGGGAAUGUGGUUCUUUAGGAAUUUAAACAAUAGUGUCUGACCAGAGCGUGUUCUCUGAAGAUCU